Suillus paluster is the source of this 1212-nucleotide messenger RNA. RefSeq names its product phosphopantothenate-cysteine ligase. Gene Ontology annotation, biological process: coenzyme A biosynthetic process. The record is from RefSeq and is a predicted model, not a curated record. Bases 36 to 1118 code for a protein of 360 amino acids. Gene Ontology annotation, molecular function: phosphopantothenate--cysteine ligase activity. Gene Ontology annotation, cellular component: nucleus; cytoplasm. NCBI's taxonomy places the organism in Eukaryota, Fungi, Basidiomycota, Agaricomycetes, Boletales, Suillaceae. The transcript is spliced from 6 exons.
GGUGAAGACGAGCAGGGUUCCUUGAUCCACGCAGAAUGUCCGAUAAUACAUAUGAAUCGCAGACAUUCUCUGCUGAAUCAUACUUUGAAACGCAACCGGAACCUCCUUCACUCGUCGCCGACAUAGAGGGUGUUCACGAGUUUAUCCAACGGCAACGACAGGCUAACCGACCCGUUGUGCUCGUAACGAGUGGAGGGACCACCGUACCACUGGAGCUCAAUGUCGUCCGCUUCCUCGAUAACUUCAGCGCCGGCACCCGAGGUGCAACGUCCGCCGAAUAUUUCCUCAAAGCUGGUUACGCCGUCAUAUUCAUGCAUCGCCAAUUCAGCCUGCAACCCUUCAGCAGGCAUUAUUCCCACUCAACGAAUCCAUUCCUCAAUUUUCUCGAGAUCGAUGCUUCGUUGCCGUCAUCCUCCACUAUAGACUCGGCGUUCCCUUACUCAAACGAUCCUGCACCCACGACACCGGUACCGCAGAUCACUGUUACUACUACUGAGCGCACGAACCUUCUCUCAGUGCUGCGUGCAUACAAGGCGGUGCAUGCGCAAGGAACUCUGCAUAUGCUCUCGUUCGUUACUGUGAACGAAUAUCUUUGGCUGCUGCGCGCGGUCAGUAGUGAGAUGAGCGUCUUGGGAAGAAAGGCGAUGUAUUACCUUGCUGCUGCUGUCAGUGAUUUCUUCUUGCCGCAGCAGAGACUGUCGGAACAUAAGAUACAAUCUGGAAAAGGCAAUCUGUCCAUAGAAAUGGAUCAAGUACCGAAGAUCUUAAAGCCCCUUGUGUCAGAAUGGAACCCAGAAGGGUUCAUCGUCUCUUUCAAGCUCGAAACUGACGAGACAAUUCUGAUACCGAAAGCCCAACAAGCGCUCGAGCGUUACGGACACCAGGUUGUGAUCGGAAACGAUCUCCACCACCGCAAGUACCGCGUUGUGUUGAUAUCUCCCGUGGCGCAGGAAGACGCCACGAAGAAAUUGGACGGAGUCCUCACAUCUCAACCUAAAUAUUCGGAAUUUUGGAUAGAAAUUGAUUCUCAUCAACCGUCCACCCAUCCCAAGGAAAUAGAGGAAGACAUUAUUGAAGAACUGCUUAAACGGCACAAGGUAUGGAUCGAGAGCUCAUGAGUUGGAUUCUGAUCUAUAGUAAUGCGUUGGAUGUAAUCAUAUACACUAGAAUUAUAGUCUUUUGUGAAGGCGUGUGCGAGCGGGAGUAAAGUCU